Molecule: messenger RNA, 1566 nt
Organism: Lodderomyces oxycetoniae
Lineage: Eukaryota; Fungi; Ascomycota; Pichiomycetes; Serinales; Debaryomycetaceae
Exons: 1
Coding region: 1-1566 (521 amino acids)
Source: RefSeq, a predicted model, not a curated record
AUGGCAGUAUUACGGAGUAAAGAAAAGUCCAAAUAUCUCAAGUUCCCAUUUUCUACAUGCAAUUAUACUCAUCUUAAGGAACCCACUAGUUUAGUAAAGCAUGGAAUUAAUCUCACUAUACAAUUGGGUCUUUUGGAUUUUGAAAAUUUCGACCAUAGUGGCGAAAAUAUACAUUUAAAGAAAAUAAAGGCAAAGAAACGCAAUGGCAAAGAGACUGAUUUAGAGGAGGACGAUUUGGGAGAGGAUUUGGAAGAGGACGAGGACGAGGAGGACGAUGUACUCCGAUUUGAUCAUAUACCGCCGAGUCCGAUUUUGAUACCGACAGAUUUGCCCAAAUCCUCAUUUCGGAAAGGAAGUUUUGAUAGAAGGGGAUCUAAUGAUAAUAACCAGGAGAUGUCAUUAAUUUUGUGUCGCAGAAAGAUUGAAAACAUGAUUGGUGAGUAUUUCCCCCCAGAUAUGAUAAAUGAUGGAAAAGUAUAUGUUGAGAUUAAAAACUAUAUCAUCAACUCAAUAAUCCAGAAUGAGGAUGAUAUUGAGCAAUUCUUGAGCCGAGUUGUUAAUCAUCGAUUCAAAAAUGAGCUAGCAGACGUGAUUAAGUCAAUAUUUGUUGAAAAAUUCGAAGAGCUCAAGUUGGAAGAAUUGGUUGAUUUCUUUUACAGCUUUUUUAACCAAAAGUAUCUGAGUCAUAAACUAAAAAGACUUGAGAACCCGUUUUUGUAUGAAACGUACUAUCGGAUUUGGAGGCUACAAGCAAAUAACUAUGUCUACUAUGAAGAAGAAUAUUUCUUUGACUACUUCAACAACGGCGGCAAGUCACUCACAUCGAUUGAACAUGUAUUCCUUCAAAAUGGGUUUCUUGUAAAUUAUGCACGGUUUGUUUCGUAUUUUGCUAAUGAUGCAUCGAGCUAUUGCGAUGAGACAGACGAGGAAUCUGAAGAAUUGGAGGAAUUGGAGGAAGAGGAAUUGGAGGAGAUUAAAACACCAUCUUCCUGUAAUAUUUCUCUGCUGCUUUCGUUAGAGUCAAACUACUUUACCCACUUGUCAAACAACUACUAUCUCGAGUCAAGCAGCCACUAUCCUGAGUCAAGUAGCCACUAUCCUGAGUCAAGCAGCCACUAUCCUGAGUCAAGUAGCCACUAUCCUGAGUCAAGCAGCCACUAUCCUGAGUCAAGUAGCCACUAUCCUGAGUCAAGCAGCCACUAUCCUGAGUCAAGUAGCCACUAUCCUGAGUCAAGCAGCCACUAUCCUGAGUCAAGUAGCCACUAUCCUGAGUCAAGCAGCCACUAUCUCGAGUCAAGUAGCCACUAUCCUGAGUCAAGUAGCCACUAUCCUGAGUCAAGUAGCCACUAUCUCGAGUCAAGCAGCCACUAUCCUGAGUCAAGUAGCCACUAUCUCGAGUCAAGCAGCCACUAUCUUGCCGAUAAAUCGAGCACACUUGUGCUAGAUCCCUUGAUGCACAUUCCAAAAUCUCUACGGUUCAAUGAUAAAAUUGACAUCAUCAAAAUUAACCGAUAUCUACCGGUUGACCAUAUUCUAUAUAAACAAAUUAUAGAUGAAAUAUCGUAA